GGGAGGACAGCAGAGACUGAGUUCCUGAAAGAACAGAUUGAUUUCACUGCGGUGGACCCGGGAUGGAGCAAGCCAAAAUGGACGAUAGUAUGAACACAAAAUCCAUUCUUGAAGAACUUCUUCUCAAAAGGUCACAACAAAAGAAGAAAAUGUCACCAAAUAAUUACAAAGAGCGCCUUUUCGUUUUGACCAAAACAAAUCUUUCUUACUAUGAAUAUGACAAAAUGAAAAGAGGCAGCAGAAAAGGAUCAAUUGAAAUUAAGAAAAUCAGAUGUGUGGAGAAAGUGAAUCUGGAGGAGCAGACUCCUGUGGAAAGACAAUACCCAUUUCAGAUUGUGUAUAAAGAUGGGCUUCUCUAUGUCUAUGCAUCCAAUGAAGAGAGCAGAAGUCAGUGGCUGACAGCAUUACAAAAAGAGAUAAGGGGCAACCCACACCUGCUCAUCAAGUACCACAGUGGAUUCUUCGUGGAUGGGAAGUUCCUGUGCUGCCAGCAGAGCUGCAAAGCGGCCCCGGGAUGUACUCUCUGGGAAGCAUAUGCUGAUUUGAAUGUUGCAGCCAAUGAAGAGAAACACAGAGCUCCCAUUUUCCCAGACAGAGUGCUGAAGAUUCCACGGGCAGUUCCUAUUCUUCAAAUGAAUACACCAUCUUCAAGUACCAUUCUACCUCAGCAUGACGUCGACUCAAAGAGAAGCUAUGUUUCCCAGCCAAAUGUCAACAUGCGUUAUAUUCCAAGAGAAGAGUGCCCGGACUGGUGGCAAGUAAGAAAGCUGAAAAGCAAUGAAGAUAUAGCAUGCAGUAACCCAGUGGAAAGAAACAUUGCAAAUCAUAGCCCUUCAAAGAUAUCAUGGGGGCUUCCUGAGUCAAGUUCCUCUGAAGAAGAGGAAAACCUGGAUGAUUAUGACUGGUUUGCAGGUAACAUCUCCAGGUCACAAUCUGAGCAGUUACUGAGACAAAAGGGAAAAGAAGGAGCAUUUAUGGUUAGAAAUUCCAGCCAGGUGGGAAUGUACACUGUGUCCUUAUUUAGUAAGGCCAUAAAUGAUAAAAAAGGAACUGUCAAACAUUACCACGUGCAUACCAAUGCUGACAAUAAACUCUACCUGGCAGAAAACUACUGCUUUGACUCGAUUCCAAAGCUUAUUCACUACCAUCAGCACAACUCAGCAGGUAGCUUAUUUCAGUUACUGUUUUAUGUCUCUACCCUUGCUCCUUCUCUUCCCAUCCAUAUUGCCAUUGGCUAAUAUAAAGUAGGGUUUUGGUUUAGUUUUGCUUUGAAAAGCUGUUGUCUUCCCAAAAUAAGAUCCUAAACUUUCUACUCCCUUUCUCUGUCUAACUAGAAGGUGGAAAGUAAAUCAAACAAAAAUAUCUGGAAAUCCAAGAGUCCUUCCUUUUCAGUAUAUCUGAAAAAUGGAGUGCACAGUACCAAACUUUGCAAAUCUGUUCUUUCCAGGAAACUUGACCAUCCUAAGCUGGUUAAAUUCUAUGGAGUGUGUUCCAAGAAAUACCCCAUAUACAUAGUGACUGAAUAUAUAACCAAUGGCUGCUUGCUUAAUUACCUGAAGAGUCAUGGAAAAGGAUUAGAACCCUCUCAGCUCUUAGAAAUGUGUUAUGAUGUCUGUGAAGGCAUGGCCUUCUUGGAGAGUCACCAGUUCAUUCACCGGGACCUGGCUGCUCGGAACUGCUUGGUGGACAGUGAUCUCUCUGUGAAAGUUUCUGACUUUGGAAUGACAAGAUAUGUUCUCGAUGACCAGUAUGUCAGCUCAGUAGGAACAAAGUUUCCAGUCAAGUGGUCAGCUCCAGAGGUGUUUCAUUACUUCAAAUACAGCAGCAAGUCAGAUGUAUGGGCAUUCGGGAUCCUGAUGUGGGAAGUGUUCAGCCUGGGGAAGCAGCCCUAUGAUUUGUACGACAACUCACAGGUGGUUGUAAAGGUCUCCCAGGGCCACAGACUAUACCGGCCACAACUAGCAUCAGACACCAUCUAUCAGAUCAUGUACAGCUGCUGGCAUGAGCUUCCAGAAAAGCGUCCCACAUUUCAGCAGCUCCUGUCUUCCAUUGAACCACUUCGAGAAAAAGACAAGCCUUGAAGGAGAAAUUAGGAGCAUGAUCAGAAUGAUAUAAAUGUUGGCCGACACAUUCGUUCUUUCUAAGGAAAGUAGCAAGGCCCAAGAUAAUUUAGCUAGUUCUUAGUAAUGUUCUGUUGCAUUAUUAUAUUAGCUAGAAAUGGACAAUAUAGGAAACAACAGUGUUUGAAAUUGAGGACAAAUGGUUUUCAAACAAAAAAAAAUGCUUAAAAUAUAGGUCAUUUUCUUUGUGCUGCUGUCAGUGUAAUUGUUUCUAGCCUCUAGUAGAAGUAUGUUUCCAGAUUGCAAUGCAGUGAAGGUGCAAAUCAUGUGUACAGAUGAAGAAGAAUUAAAAAAUUACUUGUUGAAACAAGGAGGUAAAAAUGCUCAGAAAGAAAUGUAUUCAUUAG
Dipodomys ordii (Ord's kangaroo rat) is the source of this 2467-nucleotide messenger RNA. It is a transcript of the gene Bmx, whose product is annotated as BMX non-receptor tyrosine kinase. The transcript has 18 exons. Gene Ontology annotation, molecular function: non-membrane spanning protein tyrosine kinase activity; ATP binding. NCBI's taxonomy places the organism in Eukaryota, Metazoa, Chordata, Mammalia, Rodentia, Heteromyidae. The record is from RefSeq and is a predicted model, not a curated record. Gene Ontology annotation, biological process: peptidyl-tyrosine autophosphorylation; adaptive immune response; intracellular signal transduction.